Portunus trituberculatus (swimming crab) is the source of this 2379-nucleotide messenger RNA. RefSeq names its product neurogenin-1-like. Lineage: Eukaryota; Metazoa; Arthropoda; Malacostraca; Decapoda; Portunidae. The record is from RefSeq and is a predicted model, not a curated record. The coding region runs from base 458 to 1225 and encodes 255 amino acids. The transcript has 2 exons. Gene Ontology annotation, molecular function: protein dimerization activity.
CGUGAAAGUUGGAUAACGCCAAAAAGUGACGUCACAUGCGGAGCACGUGUGUGGAGACGUCCAGCGAACAGGUGAACAGUGAAGCUCUCGCGUCCAUCGAGUUCACACUGCUGAGUAUCCGAGAGGCGAGACCUGCCACAGAGCAAGACGUGGUGUGUGUGACUGGUGGUUUUUCUGUCGCAGCAGCUUCAUGAAUCAACUGGCCUCCUGAGAUCUGCGUCAGUAGUUGGUGGUUGCAUGUUACUUCCAGACUCAGUGACAACCACGUUCACGAGUGACCUUAGCGGCCCAUGAUCCCCGUCAUGACUGUGUGGAACUUCUGAAUUACUUACCUGGUCCUACUCACGCACGUGUCACUCAUUUUCACUUCAAUGCUGUACUGGCGGUGAUCCGCCCCACUCGAGGCUGUACAGACUUGAAGCAGCUGUAAGUAGUUAUCAGUGCCAACCCUGUCAAAAUGAUCGGUACCAGUGGCCAGCAGGCAGGACGUCCUGAGAGACACCCUUCCUGGCCGUCAUUAGAUGGAAGCAACAACAGCAACAACAUUAACAUCAAGAACACCAACUGCAGCACCAGCUCAGAGGAGAAGUAUGGCCUGCGACCCAGAACCAUCAUCAAGCGUCUGCAGCAUGACCGGGGCCACCAACAGGUGUCCAAGGUAUCCAAAGGCCUGGCACGUCCCAAGUCGAGGCCGGCGCCGCUCUCCAAGUACCGCAGGAAGACAGCCAACGCCCGGGAGCGGCAUCGCAUGCGAGAGAUCAACAACGCCUUCGAGUCACUGCGGCGCGUGCUGCCGGACAAACUUGAGAUGGAGGCGGCCUCGUCCAGCAUGACUAAGAUCACCACGCUGCGCCUCGCCGCCGACUAUAUCAGAGCCCUGAACGACGUGCUGCAGGAGGAGGGCGGGGAGGCGCUCUGCUCCCUGCAAUGCAGCGCGCAGAACACCCUCCUGCGUGUGGCGCCAACCCAGCCCCGCCACCACCUGCUGCCGCUGGACUGCUUCUCCCCCGCCACGCACAUGUCCGCUUCUGCCUCGCGAGGCUCACUCAGCACCAGCAGCUGCAGUGACUUGGAGGACCUCCUUUCAGACGACUCCUGCAGCCUCCUCGAUGACAACUUCGACGUGUUUCACGACAUCCCGAUCCUGCCUGGCGGUGACCCACUCGACCUGCUGCUGGAGGCAGAAAAAGGCCUGCUGCCGCUGCCGCAGGAGCUCUGUAAUUGACGCCAUCGCUCACUCCUCAAGUGUGUAAUUAGUCUGGUGACAAACGGCCCGACCGGCAAGAAACUGGUCCCUUUUUUUUUUAAUUGCUGACUCGUAGAAGCAAUUUAUAUUACACAGAAAAUUGUCUCUUAUUAGUGAACAUACAAAUUGAAGAGCAAGUGUCCCUCGCUUAUUACCUGUCCAGAAGCUCCGCCAGGCAGCAAGAGAACCAGAUCGUGGCGGCCACCGGGAGGCGCGUGCCUGCGGUGGCGGCAAUGGUGGAGGGGGCAAAGUGCUUGGGAGGUGCGGGAGGGAGGAUCCAGUGUUGACGGGAGGUGGUUCGUGGUCCUAGUCACGUGGUGCACCACCUCAGCCACCACCUCAGCCGCCCUCCCGCCGCGUCACAAAAUCCAUAACUUGCUGCGGAACAAAUCGCCUCGCGUGUUGAGCUGAGCGAGACUCCUCUUAUUUCCGAGAUGCAUUUUAGGAUUUUAAGGUUACGAAUAUAUAAACUAUUUGAUGCUAGUCCUGUGUGCCAUAACUGACAGUGUUGGUACAGGCUGUGGUGGCGGGCGGCAGCGGGCGGUAUGUGCUGCACCACCACUGCAUGCCCGCCGCCAACACUGCCUUGAGCUUGUUGUUACUGAUGUUGCUGCUGGGUGUGUGUGUGUGUGUGUGUGUGUGUGUGUGUGUGUGUGUGUGUGUGUGUGUGUGUGUGUGUGUGUGUGUGUCUACACGCUCCAACACGCAGCUCUCGGUUGUAGAAAUGUACUACUAUACGUAUAUGUUCGUCGCCAUUAACUUAGGGAGAAAGAGAGAGAGAGAGAGAGAGAGAGAGAGAGAGAGAGAGAGAGAGAGAGAGAGAGAGAGAGAGAGAGAGAGAGAGAGAGAGGGAGAGAGAGAGAGACGUGACGCAGUGCAGACGUGCCGGUGUCUCAUUGAUGUUCCACCUGUUAACGGGGACGAAGAUUUACGAGAGAGGAGGUGACCAGCGCGUGUCUCCUGCAGCCUUUCUUGGGAGGAUCACGGCGGAGGCUGCUGGGAAGCUAAAAAUGUGGAACACUUCACUAUUUUCUCUCUCAUUCUCUCUCUCCCUUCACCAACAGUCACCCUUCUCCCUGUCUCUCUCUCUCUCUCUCUCUCUCUCUCUCUCUCUCUCUCUCUCUCUCUCUCUC